AUGGAGGCGUUAUCGCUGCUGCGGCAAUGCACCAUGGCGAGGAAGACCGUGAGGGAGGAGAAGGACUACUACGUCUUCGGCCACAGGAGGGUGCCCAAGGACACCCCGACCGCCUGGAAGUCACAAGUGCAGAGCGAGUACUACAGCUUGAAGCAGCUGGUGAUCCUGCUAGAGCACGCGGACGCGCCCAUGGUGACGUACAUCGCGGCCUGCACAAGCAAGGGUGUCAAGUGGGUGGCCUCGAUCGAAAAGGCGGACGUGUUGGCCUACCUUAGGGGUCAAACGGACGAUGCCGCUCAGAUCGAUAAGACAGCAGCACCGCCGUCGUCGGAGAGGGCUAACAAGCGCUCACACAACGAGCUCCAAAAAGGCAUGACGGAUACCGAGAUGCGAGAGGCAAAGAAGGCGCACGCCCAACGCUUGGAGAACCGAGGGGGGGGGGGGAGUCGCGCGGGGCUGCUGAGCGGACAGGACCCCCUGUUGUCGAGGGGGGAGGGCACGGGGAUCGGCGGGAUAUCUCAGGACAAGCUGCUGGAGCUUCGGGCCAAGCGUCUGUCCCACAAGCGAAACACCAUUGUGUCGGUUGGAGAUGACGCCGCGGACAACCCCGUGGACCCCAAGUUUCUGGGCGCUGAUAAGAUGAUCGUGGCCAAGAUCCUGGCGAAUGAGAUGAGCAUCUCGGACCGUAACUCGGUCUUGAGGAAGGAGGGAAAGAGCUUCCGGUUCGCUCUGGAGUACUACAACCAGGUGAGGCGGAAGGAGAAGGACCAGGCGAGGGAGAAUGUGGACGGUUACGGAAAGCGGAAGACGCGGGCGGACAGAGAAGCUCGCCAAUCGGGCAGCGGCAGGGGAGGCACAAUCUCCGCGUCUGGUGGGCGAGGAGGGAGCGGGGGUGGCGCGGGAGGGGGGGGGGAUUUGGCCGGAGCAACCCCGGUCAUCAUCGUGCCUACGGUGCCGACGUCGCUCGUCACGCUUUACAACGCCACCGACUUCCUGCAGGAUGGGAACUUCAUCCCGACGAUGGACAAGAAGAGCAAGAGCGAGCGGAAGCCCUCCGAGAUCAUGAUCGAGCGUGUCAACUCCCAGGGCAAGAAGAUGAAGUUCAGGGUCAUCGACAACGCCACCAGGCUUCACCCCAAGGAGUGGAAGGCGUGCGUGUGCGUGCUGGUGCAGGGGGCGGCAUGGCAGUUCAAGGGCUGGGAGUGGGACCAGCCGGUAACGCUUUUCCAGAACGUGCUUGGGGUGCACAUGAAGUUCGACGAUGUCCGAGUCAACGACAAGGUUUCACAGUGGAACGUUCGGGUGUUGGAGAUCAACAAGCACAAGAGGCACUUGGACAAGGGUGCGCUGCUUGAGUUUUGGAGACUGCUGGACGAGUUCAUGCUCCUCAACAAGCCGGAAAUGAUGACAUAGCGCUGCAUCUAAUUACCGCUGCUGACGCAUGUGUCGUGGAGUCUCAUCAUUCGAUGUUGUGCAAGCGUUGUGCGAACACAAGCACGUUUAGCUUGUGGCUUUGUACAAUAUGUUUUGUUUGAGCGCCACUACAGCAGGAACGCGUGGGCGUCUCUGUCUACUUACAAUUGGUACUUCUCAUGUGGGCGGUGCUGAGCGACCCCGUGCCGGUCGAUUGUUGUAUGUACGGGAAAGCCAAAAUACCUGUACCCGCAAAGUACGAGCGUGUAUGCAUCAUGUUUGUCUGAUUCUUUGGAAGGCAACAAGUUGCAAGCAUUAACAUAGCGGUAGGGAUGUGUGGUUCAUGAGGGCAGGUUUGUUUGGGCUUUCGGAAAGACUUCGGCAUCAACCAGAUACUAAAUAGCAGCACCUCCUUAACAAUGGCGUCAAGCACCUUAAGCUUUCAGCAAUAAAGCCGAACAAUUUGCGAUUUGGGCCCACCCUUUUCAAAAGCAAUAAAGAUUUACAUACAGUAGCUGCGGCGUGUGUUAUUUUGUUUGUUGGCAGUAAAUAGACCAUUGCAGCGUAACUCCUGUCGUAGCCGUCAACAAGGAUGAUUGCCAUGCUGGGCAGUUUUGUUUUCAGUUGCAUCGCAGUUGUGCUGGCGAGCGACGGUACACGGUCAGAGGCUGCAGCUUUUUAGUAGCGAAUUCGACCCGCGCUGAGGUCGUUA
Molecule: messenger RNA, 2125 nt
Organism: Ectocarpus siliculosus
Lineage: Eukaryota; Phaeophyceae; Ectocarpales; Ectocarpaceae
Source: the annotation of a GenBank genome assembly